AUGUUUGGUGUGGCUCUCGCUGUACUAGGCCCAUUUGAUAAGCCUCAAGCAACAAUACCUGAUGAUUCAGAAGAUGAUUCUUCUAAUGAUAGGACCGUACAAGAAGUUGAAUUACCACGCAGAGAAAGUUCAGGAAGAGGAGAUUCUGUUACAGAGUCCAGCCAUGGAAAGAAGAAAGGCAUGGUUCUUCCAUUUGAACCAGAUUCUAUCACUUUUGAUGACAUUGUAUACUAUGUUGUCAUGUUAUCAGAACAUGAGAAGCACAUUCCUGAUCUUCAUGUCUUGAUAUCUAAACCAUUUCACCCUGCCUAUGUUACCGCCGAAAGAAUUAAGAAAGCUAAGAAUUUAGAGCUACUUUUAAUUGCCGGAAUUGGUUCUGAUCAUAUUGAUCUCAAUGUUACGGCUGCUGCUGGUUUAACCGUCGCAGAGGUCACAGGAAGCAAUACAAUGUCGGUGGCUGAGGAUGAGCUCAUGAGAAUUCUCAUUCUGGUGAGGAAUUUUGUGCCUGGUUACCAUCAGUCUAUUACCGGAGAAUGGAAUGUUGCAGGCAUUUCACAUAGAGCCUAUGAUCUUGAAGGAAAGACAGUGGGAACGGUGAGUGCGGGACGAAUCGGGAAGCUUUUACUCCAAAGGCUGAAACCUUUUAACUGUAACCUUUUAUAUCAUGAUAGACUUAAGAUUGAGCCUGAAUUAGAGAAAGAAAUUGGAGCUAAGUUUGAAGAGGACCUUGAUAUAAUGCUUCCAAAGUGCGAUGUAGUUGUUAUCAACACGCCUCUCACUGAAAAGACAAGGGGAUUGUUUAACAAAAAUAGAAUUGCUAAGUUGAAGAAAGGUGUCUUGAUUGUUAACAAUGCUCGCGGGGCAAUUAUGGACACACAAGCAGUUGCUGAUGCUUGUUCUAGUGGACACAUUGGAGGUUACAGUAGGGAUGUUUGGUUCCCUCAACCAGCUCCAAAAGAUCAUCCAUGGCGCUACAUGCCAAACCAUGCCAUGACUCCUCAUAUUUCUGGAACCACCAUAGAUGCACAUUUACGCUAUGCUGCUGGAGUUAAAGAUAUGCUUAAGAGGCACUUCAAGGGUGAAGACUUUCCUCAACAGAACUACAUUGUGAAGGAGGGUGAAUUAGCAAGCCAAUACCGGUGA
Messenger RNA from Lathyrus sativus (Indian pea), 1143 nucleotides. The record is from the annotation of a GenBank genome assembly. NCBI's taxonomy places the organism in Eukaryota, Viridiplantae, Streptophyta, Magnoliopsida, Fabales, Fabaceae.